Bombina bombina (fire-bellied toad) is the source of this 4944-nucleotide messenger RNA. It is a transcript of the gene ADGB, whose product is annotated as androglobin. The transcript has 35 exons. Gene Ontology annotation, biological process: proteolysis. The coding region runs from base 33 to 4703 and encodes 1556 amino acids. Gene Ontology annotation, molecular function: oxygen binding; heme binding; calcium-dependent cysteine-type endopeptidase activity. The record is from RefSeq and is a predicted model, not a curated record. NCBI's taxonomy places the organism in Eukaryota, Metazoa, Chordata, Amphibia, Anura, Bombinatoridae.
UCAAUAAAGUUUGCGGGUGCACAGAGUUUACAAUGAGUUCAAAACAGAUGAAGAAGAAAGAGUCUGCAAACCGCUUGAACUCGGCUCAAGGAGGAUCACCUACUAAAGAGUUAACAUCGUCUAUGAACCACACCAGUCCUUUGAAUGCUUCGUUUGAACAAAAAGGAAAAUUUACAAUGUGGCCUGAAUGGAGUGAUGCUGAUAUUAAUUCUGAAAAAUGGGAUUCAGGAAAAGUUUUAAAAGAUAAAGACAAAAGUGGGAAAAGUGCAGCGUUACAUUAUUUUGAUGAUCCUGAAGGAAAGAUUGAUCUCCCAUCUAAUUUAAAGAUUAGUUCAUGGAAACGUCCACAUGAAUUCAUCACAAGUGCGCUCCCUGUGGUUAUUAAAGAUGAGAACUCAUUUGACUUGAUGUCCAGAAAUGAACACUUAUUUGGAAGUGAGCUAAUGAGAUGGAUUAUUAGUGAAAUUAGUGCUGUGUGGAGAAUAUACAAUACAAAUCUCACACCUAAUAAACUCACAGCGGUGGAGCCAUCUGUGCUGGUAUGGAAGCCUUGGGAGCACAUUUAUGCCCUUUGUAAAGUGACAAAAGGACAUAUGCCUCUCUAUAACAGCUAUGGGAAAUAUGUUGUGAAGCUGUACUGGAUGGGAUGUUGGCGCAAGAUUAUCGUUGAUGAUGCCAUUCCAUUCAAUGAAGAAAACCUGUUAUUACUCCCGGUGACAACAUGUGAAACUGAACUCUGGCCACUGUUGCUAUCAAAAGCUAUCAUUAAGAUUGCAAAUGCUGACACCAAAGGAUUUGCAAAAAGAGAGUUAGGAGAAUUUACGGUCAUUCAUGCUCUUACUGGAUGGUUACCUGAAGUUCUACCACUUGAAAAUUAUUAUAUAAAUAAAGUCUGGGAUUUCUUGAAAGCUACUGUUCCCGAGUUUAAACACCCUGACGAUGAGCAACCGGAGCCUAAAGAUCUUAGUCCUGAACAAAACUCAAAGGAAAUCAAGAAAGCUGAAUUUGGAACUGAAAUACCUGUUCCAGUGAUUCUUAAAUCAUCGGAAAAGACAAGUAAAGAAGCAAAAGAAACUGGGAAAAAGAAAGCUGACAAAGAAAAAAUCAGAUCUGCUCCACAUUCCGCACGGCCUCCUUCAGAUUUACCUGUGUCUUCGCAACCUCUGCUUCGAGAAAGUAAGUUCACUUCGUCCUUGUCUCAGAAUCCCCAGAUGAUUGUGUAUGCAAGCUACUUACCUCUUCAUUUGAAUGAAAAGAAAAUCACUGUUCUAGGGCAGAUGGCAGAUUCAUCAGAAAAACUAAGACAAUAUGGGCUGCCCCAUAUCCUUAGCCACCCUGUGCUUGUUACUAGAACAAGAUCCUGCCCACUUGUUGCUCCACCAAAACCCAUACCAAUACCACGAUGGAAACUAAUUAGACCGCAAAGAGCAGUUAAUAUUACAGAUGAACCGAAAGAACCUGUACAGAAAAAACCUGAUCAGUUUGUUGAAAUUACAACUCCAUUUCUUAAUUUUCAACUGGAUCCAACUGAUAUUUCGACUGAAAAAAACUUUAUUUCUACUUCUUUCAAAAGGCUUUCCCAUAUGGCCUCUCAUCUCAAAUCUGUCAGCGAAGAUGAAGAAAAUAUUCAGGAAAGUGAUGUAGAUUUGAAAGAAAUACGCAGAGUAAGCGCCACAGAAAGUGCAAUGGUAAUAAAUGAAACAUUUUAUCUUAAUUACCACAAAAAAAAAACACAACACGGUGGUGAAAAUGUUCCUCAGGACACUCUUGCAACAGAUGUCACUAGCCAGCCAUGUCCUUUAGAGAAUCCUCCAGAAGAAAAAAGUUUGGAAACAAACCCUGUGUCUAAAGAUAUAUGGAUGGAUUUUUCAGAUUUCUGCAAGUGUUUUCAGACAUUGUAUGUUUUCCACAAGCCAAAAACAUAUCCAUAUACAUACCAGAAAUCCAAUUUUAAGCCCUCAACAAAUGGAGAAUUGUAUUACUUAUGUGUGGACAAUUUGAAGUCAACAGAAAUUUUGGUUAGCUUUUCGGCAUUAGUUCGUUGGGGAGAAACUGCUUCUGAAAAUGAGUCUGCAUCACAGAGUGGCCUUUUAUUUGCUGAGAAGUUUUCUUGGAAAAGUAUAAGUACUGGACAUUUUGUUUUAAGAAUAAGUACAGAUCUAACCAAAGCUGCUAUGAUCCGCCUUCCGCCUGGGCGUCAUUUGUUACGUUUUACUGCUACUUCACCCUUAGGGUACCAUAUCCACCUGUGUAGUACAGUACCGUUUGUAUUUGGUGAUGAAGAAACUGUUAUGCCACAUCUUGAAAAGGAGAGCUAUCGCUUUGUUGAGCAAGCUUCACGUAUUGUAAGAGCAAUUUUAAAUGUUAUGAUUCAUUUUAACAAUAAAGAGGAACUACCAAAAGCAGUUAAAGAGUUGGAUUUAACCGUGUGUUCCGAAGGAACAAAACUACGUCUUGGAAAAGCUAAAGAACAUUAUGAGAUUUUUAACAAAGCCCUAUGGCAUCUUAUAACAGAAGUUAUGGGAAACAAAGUUACCCUUGACUUGGUUUUAGCUUAUAGAGCUUUCACAUUGGAUUUCUCUUCACUUACAUCAACCCAAACUUCUCUUCCAACAGACCCCAAACAUGAAGUCCCUAUUACAUGGCAAAACAGGUCUGCCACCAGUCUCGAAGAAGCUGCUGCUGUUAAAUUACAAGCUUGCUUGAAAGGGAGUUAUGUGCGAAAACUAUGGCAUUCUAGGAAACCAGAUAACAGAGAAAACACUAUUAUUAGAAUGACAUUGGACAAAUUAGUGAAUCUACUUGAACCUAAUGCUGAGCAAUUUGGUGCAUCCUUGUUGAGAUACCUUAUUAAACACAGUCCUGCUUCACGUGAAUUGUACGCUUGCUGUAACGAUGAACCAUACAGGAUUUCAUAUAUGGACUAUACAGUUUCUUAUCCCGAACAGCCUCCAAAUACAUGGUUUGUGGUUUUCAGGGAAGUAUUUCAUAUGCCUGAAGACAUGAUUCUGACACCUGUGAUAUUUUCUACUAUUUCUCUCUGUAACCUUUAUGUCAUCAAUAAUGAUACAUUAAAAGAAAUUCCCUGGGUGUUUACUAAAGUUCCACCUUAUGUGUAUACUAAAAAUAUAAAAGGCUAUACCUUUAUGGCACAAGCAUAUACAGGUGAAACUCAUCUGGUUCCUGGGAAGUUUAAACUGCGACUUAUUGGUGACCAUAAACCUCUUCCAUCUAUCUCACGUGAGAAUCCAAACAACUCCUUUGCGGCAAAAGAAACUAAAGGGUUCUAUAUCCCUAAUGGUGACAACGUCAUAUUUAGGUACACAGUGAAAGCAGCAAUAGAUCACAUGGCAACAGUGCAAGUACAGACAUCUAAGCCAGAUGUAUUGAUUAAGGUACAGAUAAUGGACAAUGGAGAAGAACUUCUAAGUGUUACAGGCAAAGGACGUGCUUUGAUCCCUGGAUUUUGUUUCUUCACCAAUGAAAGGCCCUUAAGUUCCUCUUCAAGCAGAAGCCAGUUAUUAUUAAAUGGAUCAAAGAAAGGUAGAAUCACUUCUGGUGGGAGUCUGAAAAACAACAAAACAUCCUCAAGACCUGAAAGUAAAUUAGAUGUACACUGUGCAGAGACUGAAAGCCUAGAGGAAAAAAUACAGCAUCAGGUGAGUGAUAACGUUAUAUUGCACAAAUACAUAAUUCAAGCUACUGUACUGAAUGAUAGUUGGAAGCUUACAGAGAGCCAGGCUGCCUUUGUUGAAAGUCUAAGGGAGUCCGAGAAGCAAGAAAGUCAAGAAAAGCAAGAAGGCAUUGUUGCAGAUAUUAACAAUGGUGAUGAUGCCAAGUCAAUAAAUACUCCAAAGACAGCCAGAAAAGGGAAAGAAGGGAAAGAAAAAACAGUUGAAAAGUCUGGCAAAGACAAAGUUUCAUCAGCCCCUAAUUCAAGGCCUGCAUCCCAGGAUCAGGCAAACCACAGUGAUCCUAGCAAACCAUUGUGGUUUCUGCAGCUGACAAGUGAAACAAGUGAGGCUGGCACAUUAGAGGUGAAGAAAGACACAGCGCGCAUAGAUGAGAUCAAAUCUAUGAAACAAGCAUGGGAGUUGGCAGAUCCAGGUCGAGCUGUCAAGGCUUUACAGUCACGUUUGCAGUAUAUCAACAAGAACAUGCAAAAAGUAUUAUCUCCACCAGCAUCAGAAACCGAUGAUCCUCAAGGUGACCCGAUUGCUAAUGGAGAAAGGACUGAAAACAUUUUUCAACCAGCUACUAUUACAACAUCUAACAUAAAUCUGCUGUUUUCACAAAGAGAAUUAGAACCUAUGGACUUGACUCCUCUGAUAAGGAGAAAUAGUUCUGAAACAGCUGUAAGAGAUGAAGCUUUUAUCCAGCAGCAAGCAGUAAGAAAAGCUGAAGAAAUUAAAGAGUGGCAGGCACUAAGGGAGCAGAUACUAGCACUAAGGGAGCAGGCACAAGUUGAGCGGAAUUUUCUAAAGAAUGAGUUUUUACAAAAGUAUGAAGAUUUACAGCUAUCAUUAGAUAAUGCUCGUGAAGAGAUCUUCAGAAUCCGAGAGGCCUACAGAAGUCAACUCCUAGAAUCUGACAGACAAAAACAAGAAGCCCUUCUAGCUGAAGAAGCUGCUCUCAAAGCUGUGCAGGAGAAAGUCACUCCAUCUGGGCAAAAAAGGAAAAGCGCAAAAGGAUCAAAAAAAUGAAAAAUUCUGUUUCACACAUUCGUUAGAUAUUAUCAUUUGUUUUUAUUUCCUCAAGCUUCUUGAUGUACAGAGAAAUAUAUAUAUGUUGCAUGUGGGAGGAAUUUUCCUUAAUGUAGAUAUGAAAAUUAUUCCGUUUGCUAAAAAAAAAAAUAUUUGAAAUAAAAUGUGCAAUCAUUUAUGAAGUGGUAAUUACUUUUUUUUAAUAAUCAUGUUCUUAAUAAAGAAAAAAAUACUAAAUUAA